This is a messenger RNA of Acanthoscelides obtectus, 5131 nucleotides long. The record is from the annotation of a GenBank genome assembly. Lineage: Eukaryota; Metazoa; Arthropoda; Insecta; Coleoptera; Chrysomelidae.
AUUGUUGCAGAUACCAGGAAAUAAACUUCAAGCCGCAUGAUGGAUCUCAGAAGCAUCUACCUCUUCCUCCUCUGGACCACCGCCACACUAAUGGCUGAAGAAGAAGAAGACUUCACCCAAAAGUGCAACAAGUGCUCGUGUAGAUGGGCCAAUGGCAAAAGAACAGCCAACUGUACGAACCUAAACUUCAAUUCAAUACCCAACGACCUUAGCAGUCUCAUACGAGAAAUAGACUUUUCCUACAACCCUAUCUACCGAUUGGACAAAAAGAUCUUCGCGGACGCGAACUUGUCCAAUGUCCAUAAGCUGAAGUUGCAGAACUGCAGCAUAGAAUACGUUGACCAAAAAGCCUUCUAUCAGUUGGCUCUGCUCAUAGAGUUAGAUCUAGCUAGGAAUUAUAUUAAGAAACUGCACAAACACGUCUUUCGGGAGACAGUGAAGAUGAGGAUACUCAUAUUGAGUUACAAUCACAUCAAGGUUUUGGACGAUGAGCUGUUCAGGAACAUGUCUUAUUUGCAAAGGAUAUCGUUGGACCAUAAUCAAAUAGAGUCGAUAUCGCCGGAGACGUUCCAGAAUCUUCCAUCUCUGUCGCACAUUGACUUAGGAGACAAUAGGUUGCAGACCUUAGAUUUUGAUUUGAAGAAAACCCUGCCCAGACUGAAUAGCUUAAAUGUUGAAGGCAAUCCUUGGAUCUGCGACUGCCAUCUACAGGAAUUCCGACAAAGUGCCAUAAAGAAUAGCCUAAUCACAACGCGAACUGACUGUGAUAGUCCGCCAAAGCUGAAAGGCAGAGCUUGGCAGGACAACGUAGUGUUUGCAUGUGCUCCGCAAAUCAUUGAACCAGUUCCACUAACACAGAUAGAAGCAAAUUCAGCUAACGUCACAUUGACCUGCAAGGUGACUGGUGAUCCCACUCCUGAUGUUGAUUGGACGAACGGCGGGAUGAUUGUAGAAAGAGAUCCAAGAAAAAAUAGGCAAAAGUAUGUCAUUGCGAGAAAAACCACUGUAGAUGGUUACACGUGGAAUAAUUUGACGAUAGUGAAUGUUAACUACAGGGACCGCGGCGACUACAAGUGCAUCGCCAAGAACCCAGGCGGCGAGGACGAGAGGAACAUCACGGUACUGAUACCAGCAGGUACCAGCGGCGGGAUAGUACCAGGUUCAGUGUCGAACAGCGUAUACUGGAUCGUCGGACUGUCACUUGGGUUCCUAGUGGUACUGCUCGCACUCCUGUUGGUGGCAUUUUGUAUGUGCAAACGGCCGCCAAGGGGACAACCCGGGAAGAAUAGGGGACAGGAACACAACGAUAGUAGCGAAGAGUAUAUCAACAUGAGUGGAGGGCAUGCUGAUAUCAAAAAGGGCUUGAUAACGGACGUAAACCCUGUCACAAAACCACCAAGGACUUCAGUACCCCCGUCUGUGGUCAGUGGUGGCACCGAAGUUAGCGAUGUGAAGAGAAAUCUACUAGACAACGAUUCAGUGUUCGAAUGUGACGAUGAAUCCCGUUCGAUAGAUUUCGAACAACCGCUGCUGCGCAAGUCCCAACCUCUUUUGGACUCACCGAUUGGCCCUGGGGGACAGGCCCUUCAUUACCCGCCUGAUCUUCUGCCCUUUCCAGCUGCCGCUGCCAGAGCUGCACAGGUGUCCCCAGCUGCCAGCUGUGCGUCCACCGUAGCUGACACAGCUCGCCUGCCAUGUCCGCAAUCACCGUUACAUAGUCCAGUGUACGACCAACUUAGUCUGUACAGAUCAGAACAAUACAGAACACUGCCCUACUCCAGGUCCCAUUCACCUUUCGUUGCACCUGGUCAGAUCGCCCAAGCUCAGCCCAGAGUUCCCAGGCAUGGUUAUGUGACAAUGCCGCGCCGCCCCCGCCAGCAAUCCUGGUCUUCUGAACCACCCCUACUGUCCGACCUCGGCGAGCCCUUGUACGACAAUCUGGGCAAGCGGACUACGGCUACAGGAGCCAUCAGCACCCAGUCUUUGGACAAGCUGGACAGCAAUGGGAAGGCCACGGCCACCAGCACUCCCAGAACCAAUAGGAUGUUGAGUCCGGUUACCACCCCCGGGGGAUGCGACCCCAUCCAGGAAUUGCAUGAACAUUCGCCGCCAACGAUGGCCAGCCAAACGUUACCCAGGAACCACGUUCUAAGCUCAUCAUCGAAGCCGCCAGUCUCCUCGCGAACCCAAUGGGCGCGAUCGAACGCCGAAGCGCUCCGCAGCCCUGAGAAGCGCAACUCGACCGCUUCCUUACCUCCAGCAUCGCUGGCAGCACCGACGGCUGACGGCCAGCAACCGCCCACAACGACGAAGACGACCAAAGUUCCUCCAAGGCCACCGCCCAAACCCAAAAAGAGGCUAUCCACGUCUGGUACAAGCACCGGGCCGCUGUUUGAGGAUGAAGGAGAGGAUGGCACAGAGGUGUGAGACUGGCUUAGGUCAGUGCACGAGGCACUGAUCGUCGCGACAGCUGCGGCAGCCGGAACUUAGCCGGAACCGCAACCGGAACUGGAACCGGAACUGGAGCAGCAAGUGAUCCGUAUGAGUUGACGUGAACGCGUGUGUUAAGAUAUUACUGUAGUUGUAAAUGAUGCACGGGAAGCCCUGUCGGCUGGUCGCAUGCGGUAUAAAUAUAGAGAGGGUUCGAUUUCGACCUGACAAGGGUUGAUUUGAAUUUCAUGUUUAUUUCGGAUGUGUGUUGUAAGGCACUAUCCUCACCAAAAGCAACACGUUGGUAACUCGACUUCAACCCGAUUUCAUCUGGUUCUGUGGUUGUGAAAAAUGUCAUGAGGUACAGUUCUUUUCAAGAUUUUUCGCGAUUACAAUAUCAUACGAAUAAAUACUCGUAAGUGAACAGAUUGACUAACUGUACCUUGAGCUGAAAUUAACUUCUCAACGCAUCUUCUACUCGCUGUUGCACACAAACAUGGAUUGAGUGACAAGAGGGCCGCUGUUUUCAUUCACCCGCUAAAAAUACUCCAAUAAAUUUAAAAGACUGUUGUGGUAUUUUUAUUCAUCAAAAACUCCCAAUACAGUAGGAAUAAUAAACCAUAACAAAUCAAGGAUCUGCGGAACAUCUUGUAUGCAUACAUAUUUCUUGAGUCUGAUAAUCUGCUACAUAAUUAACUUACUUCUCACAUUUCUUUUAUCAACUUUACCUCUCCUGGAAAGUUUUCAACACCGCUGCUACAACUGAAUCGCUUCAAAGAACAUAAAAACGCGAUGGAGAAGUGCUUUUAACGCAUUAUCAAUGAUUUUUUGCGAAUACGUUCGCAACCUUAGCUGCAGGGUCACAGUGACAUCCACAAGCCAAACUCGGGUUGGAAUCGAAUUGCUUUUGGCGACUAUUCCUUAACUUGACCACAAAAGCCAACAUUGACAAAACACCAUAACAACUGUCAUUUAAAAAACGAUUCUAACUGCAUUGUUUUCGCCAAAAAAACGAACUCUAAAAUCGACCAAAUUGGUGGGGCUUGGAUUUUAAAUCGUGAUGUGUACUAACUAAAAAUUCUAUUCAAUUUAACUGAAAUUACGAGUACUGCUUCAAAAUUUGUACACCCAAGGAAUAAAAAAGCUCGGACAAUGUAACUCGGAACAAGAAGAAUACGGGAAAGAUUUUACUAAGACUUUCAUGUAAGGUUGUGAGGAAAUCAAAGUUUAUUCGAAAAAUGAAUCCUCGAUGUUGGAUUUCAUCCAAUUGAAACACAUUUUAAUUUGAAACUCCAAGUCCAUCAAAUAAAUCUAUUGUUAUAAAAGUGUCUAGUUGGAAAAUUGAAUAUUUCUUCUAUAUUUACAAAAAAAAAAUGGCCCAUGUCAAGUUCGGAAAACAAUCUUCUCAUUUCCUUACCACCGAUUUAACUUGUGGAAAACAAUUUUAUCUUGAUUUCAAUAUCGAUAACAUUUUGUUCCAUUUCAAAUUUUGAAGAGCUAAAUUUGGAUUUAGUAAAAAAUAAGUCUAUCCGUUAAACUGAUAAUUGUCAGAUAUUAAACCAUACUAUUUGGCUAAUGGUGGAGAUUCUUAUAAUUUUCCAGUGAGAUCGGACACUUGAGUUUUGUAUUGCCUUUAUCUUCCUUACGGAAUCACUGAUGUUAAUUCAGUCGAAGACUUGUAGAUAUGUUAACGUUUAUCUAUGUCCAGAUUGAAAGCAUGGAUGAAAACAAAUUGUGCUGAAUCAACUGAAAGUUGAAAUCCCAUCAAAAAAUAUUGAACAGAAGUUACAAAACAGCAAACAAAACAUCAAGCAUUGCCUCUAAAUUUUAUUCUAGCCAAAAAUUGACCAUUUAAUACGUGCUUGAUAUUCUGUCAGAUUCUGUUUUCCUGGCCAAUGAAUCCAGCAGAUUUCUAAAAAAUACUAUUUAUAUUACGUCCCAAAAAAUUAAUCAAAUAGAACUCUAUAUAUGUCUUGUGAAACAAACUUACAUACGCAAGUCUCAAGAAUCCACUAACACAUGGAACUUGAUCAUGGUGGUCCAAAUUUAUAUGGAAACGUAAUGUAUCAAAAAUCUUUGGGGCGACAACUGAUCUCUUUAUAUUCUAUGAGUACACGGAGUGAUUUUUAAGUAUACAUAGUUACGUUUUAAAUGAAACACUAAUAAACCUUUGGUGAUUUAUUAUAUAUUUAUGUAAAAUAUGUUUCCAGUUGUAGGUAAUACUUCGAAUGAACGCUUGAAUCCUUGAAUGUAAAGGUCAGUCUGUUUAAAUGCAUUCGGCAUGUCAAAAUCGAAUGAAAAAUGUAAAGACUAUUCACCACGAUAUUUCAGCACAUCCAUACAUAUUAGUCUUGAUAUUCAGUAGAGAAAAGAUUUACUUCCUCUAAUCAUUGAUGAAUGAUUUGAAAUGUAGUCAACAGUUAUCUCGCCUGGUUCUUUUUUAUUGUACUCCGAAAUUUCCGAAUAACUUUCGGCGAAGCAAUUCCCAAAAAAGCGUUAACAUUACUAGAAAUUACGAAGCAGCCCUGUUUUCGACCAUCCCAAAAUCUCACCAUGAAAGUGAUUUUUCAACAUCGGGAAGAGAAAAAAGUCACAAGGACUCAAGUCGGGCUGAGGAGCCACAUGAAUGUUUUUACUGGCCAAAAACUCGAUUAUUGACAUUGCUGCAGCAUUAUUAUCGUGAUACAACACCCUGUUGUUC